AUGGAUUAGAUUUCAUUUAUCUUCUUUUGCAAUACGAUCUAAAAACAGUUCCGUAAAUCCCCGGAGUUCAAAUAAGGAAAUAUUUUAUCAAAAGUCAGUUCAAACGCGUCUUUCUAACCCAAAAUGUUCGACAUCUCCGAAAUCGAGGAUUCGCCCAAAACGAUCAACAUCCUGUUGACGGGCGAAACCGGCGUCGGAAAAUCAACGUUCAUCAACUCCUUCGCCAACUACAUCCGCACCAGCAACUUCGAGGAGGCCUAAAAAUGAAAGCCCUCAUGCUCAUCCCCACCCGGAUCACCGUCUACGACGCCAGCUCCAUGGAGGACCGCAGCCUGACCACAGGUUUCGACAAGAACGAAAAGCAGGAUGUGGGUUCCUCAGCGACGCAGGGCGUCAAAACCUACUUGUUUCCUCUAGAGGGCGAAAACUUGCUCCUGCGGUUCAUCGACACGCCAGGAAUCGGGGACACAGCGGGUCCUGACAAGGACGACCAAAACUGCGAAGGAAUUUUGUCGUACUUGUCGCAGCUGAACAAGAUUAACGCGAUUUGUUUACUGAUGAAGCCCACGAAUGAUCGAAACACGGUGCUUUUUAGCUACUGCGUGAGGCGCCUUUUGUCGCAGUUGCACAAGAGUGCGUGUGAUAAUGUCGUUUUUCUGUUUACUAAUACCAAGGGUACCGACUACAGGCCUGGGGCCACGUUUACUCUAUUGAAGAGCCUGGUGGAGGAAAUCGAGACUAGACCGCCGUUUGUGAAAAUUCCGAUUAACAAGAAUAACGUUUUCUGCCUGGACAACGAAAGCUUUAAGCACUUGCUGGCUUUGGAUUAUGGCGUGGAGGUCAAUGCACGCACGCUAGAAAGCUGCAAGACGAGCUGGCAGAUUUCCUGCGAGGAGAUUUUAAGGUUCAUCAAUUACGUCCAGAAUUUGCCUCCCCACAACGUGAAACAAACAAUAAGCGUCAACGAAACUAGAGAAUUUAUUCUGAAACUGUCGAAGCCGCUGUCCGACAUCUGUCACUUGUUGCAGGAAAACAUCAUCACUUUAAAAACGAAAGAAAAAGAAUCGGCUAGAGCGAAUCAGACGAUCGAUGAGCUUGAACGAAAUUUGUAUAAACCGGGUGUCGAUUUGGAGAUUAUAACCCUCGAGUAUCCUGCUACCGUGUGCACAAACGUCAGCUGUGUUGACACAAUAAGGGUAGGUCAAAGUACCAAGCUCGUCUACAAAACGAGAUGCCACGAGAAGUGCUUUCUAGGUGUCGUCACGUACGACGUCAUAGGCCACUGGAGUCUUAUAACUUGCAGCGAGAUGUCCAAAUUCAAAAUUCCGCCUUCUUGCAAGCAUUGCGGAUGCUCAUACAAGGACCACAUGACGAUUUUCUACGACACCAGGGUGGUAGAGAAGCAAAUGAUCGACGAAGAAGUCGAGUCCGAUCUUUACAAUGAAGAAAGGCAGCGCCAAAAAAUUCGGGCGCUUGUCGAGGCAGUAAAAGUGGAAAAACGCGAACUCGAGAAAGAACUGGACUACAUAAGCCAGUGUGCGGCGAAAUUUGCCUACUUUCUUCAAAAUAACGCUAUAACGUCGUCGUACGACAACUUCAAGGAAUACGUUUACUUGUCGCUGCAAAGGCAGAAAAGUCUUGGGGACAAAGCUAAUCUGGACAUCGUGGCGAGUUUGACUGAGAUUUUGACCAAACACGAUAAUUUGCUGGCGAUAUUGAAGGAGAAAUGUUCGCUUGUCGAUGGUAGAGAAGUGACGGAAGAAAGCAUCUACAGAGAUGCGGAAAGUCUGUUCAACUUGAAGCACGCGGGACCCAAAGUUAAGGAGAUUUUUGAUGCUAGAGCUGCCUGUGCGAAGAAAGGAGUCAAAGCUCAUUUCAAAACUAUCGUGUCGGAGAAAAUCCCGAAGUGGUUUUUCGGACGUGCUUCCGAAUAAAUUGAAAUAUUUACAUAUUAUGUAGCAAUUAGUAGAAUUGUUUGAGGGUACAAAAAUUAACAUGUGAACUUAACUUGUUGUAGUUUCAAGUGUAGCUGGAUUAGUUUCAUUAAAACUAGCUUCGACAUGG
Zophobas morio is the source of this 2064-nucleotide messenger RNA. RefSeq lists its product as uncharacterized. The record is from RefSeq and is a predicted model, not a curated record. Bases 264 to 1934 code for a protein of 556 amino acids. Lineage: Eukaryota; Metazoa; Arthropoda; Insecta; Coleoptera; Tenebrionidae. The transcript is spliced from 5 exons.